Achroia grisella is the source of this 1549-nucleotide messenger RNA. RefSeq names its product lachesin-like. The transcript is spliced from 11 exons. Gene Ontology annotation, cellular component: neuron projection. NCBI's taxonomy places the organism in Eukaryota, Metazoa, Arthropoda, Insecta, Lepidoptera, Pyralidae. The coding region runs from base 164 to 1456 and encodes 430 amino acids. The record is from RefSeq and is a predicted model, not a curated record.
AGUGGGCUGAGUGCGGAGUAGCGCCCCGCGGCAGUGCCUCUGAAACUCGCCCCGAGAUGGGACGCACGCCCGCUAUCCCCGUAGUGUCAUACGUUCGAUCACGAUUUCACAGGUGAACCGGAAUAAACAAAAAACUACUGUCAUCUAAUGUAAUUACGACAAAAUGACUGUUUUUAUACAUUUAUAUUAUGUGAUAUGGAUAGCGUUCCUGACCGCUUGGUGCAGUACGACAGGUCGUGAAUUAACCAGUGGGCAAAAUGUAGUCUCAGUAGCACCUAUAGAAGUUCCAGAUGAAUCUAUGUACCCAAGGUUUGCUGAACCUAUACCAAACGUCACAGUUACGAUCGGCAGGGACGCUUUAUUAGCGUGCGUCGUCGAUAACCUAAGAGGCUUCAAGGUGGCCUGGGUGCGGAUGGAUACACAGACAAUUCUGAGUAUCCACCAUAAUAUAAUAACACAGAACCCGCGUAUCAGCCUGUCGUACAACGACCAUCGCUCCUGGUACCUUCAUAUCAAGAACGUGCAAGAGGUGGACCGCGGCUGGUACAUGUGUCAAGUGAACACAGAUCCUAUGCGCUCCAGAAAAGGAUAUUUACAAGUAGUAGUACCUCCAUCAAUCAUCGACAAUAUGACGUCAACGGAUAUGGUGGUACGUGAAGGCUCGGAUGUAACCUUGGUGUGUCGUGCAUCUGGAUACCCGGAACCUUAUGUAAUGUGGAGGCGGGAGGACGGGCAAGAUUUUAAUUAUAACGGCGAAUCAGUGAGCGUAGUGGAUGGUGAAACCUUGACUAUAACGAAGGUGUCCCGUUUACACAUGGGAGCAUACCUGUGUAUAGCGUCUAACGGUGUUCCGCCAUCGAUUAGUAAACGGAUCAUGCUCAUGGUUCAGUUUCCACCGAUGCUGUCAAUUCCAAAUCAAUUAGAAGGAGCCUAUAUAGGACAAGACGUAACAUUGGAGUGUCAUACCGAAGCUUUUCCUUCUUCUAUCAACUAUUGGACUACAGACCGAGGAGAUAUGAUAAUUUCCGAAAUGGAAAUUGUAGGUGGUAAAUAUGAAGCGUUCCCAAUGGACAGCGGCUACAACAAGUUCAUGAUGCUCAAGAUACGGAACAUCACAAAGGAGGACUUCGGAUUUUACAAAUGCAUAGCAAAAAAUUCCCUUGGAGAGACAGACGGAAUUAUUAAAUUGGAUGAAAUACCAGCACCGCCAUCGGCAUUUACGACUACACCAAAACCAGUACUAGAUAAUCAGACAAUUAAGAAAAAAGGUCAACAUCAGAUCACACAAGCAAAUGAAGCAAUCAGUUCGAAUUUCCAGGGAGGGGCAUACAUCGAACAAAGAAAUACUUUCGGUUACGAGGAUGACAAUAGUUCAGCAAAUGUACAAAAAACGAAUCCAUUAAUAACGUUUUUCUUCUGUUACUCAUUAUUAAUAAGACUUUAUUUGUAUUCGUGAUAAUCAAUAAUUGUUUUAUAUAAAUGAAUCUGUGAUUUUGUUUUCAUAACAAAAAAGUUCCUUUUUUAAAUAUGAUUGACAUUGAUUUGUCAU